This is a messenger RNA of Cryptococcus wingfieldii CBS 7118, 1185 nucleotides long. RefSeq lists its product as hypothetical. Lineage: Eukaryota; Fungi; Basidiomycota; Tremellomycetes; Tremellales; Cryptococcaceae. The transcript is spliced from 2 exons. Bases 1 to 1185 code for a protein of 394 amino acids. The record is from RefSeq and is a predicted model, not a curated record.
AUGCCCCUCCAGUACAAACAGCCAGCCAUCUCCUACCAACCCAGACGACCCCGUGCCCUCUCCUCGGCCUCUGACAUCUCGGUCCCGAGCUCACUUUCUGCGCCCGACGCCGCGACCGUUCAUCCAGACUGGCACGACACCGCCCUCGACACCCUGCUCGUUGCUUCCGACGGGGUCUUCUUCUAUGUUUCACGCACCCUUCUCCAUGGAUCGAGCGAGGUCUUGCGAGACAUAUUCGAUUCGAUCCCUACCCCGUCCCCAGAGUCACCUUAUCGCCCCCUCUCUAAAGUCAAGACCAAACCCAAACCACCCCCUCAGCAACGCAUAGACUUGACCGAUCCUUAUGAAUCGUCGGUGCCCCUCGCAUUCUUCCUCGCCAUCCUCACUGGCACCUCCCUCUCCAAAAUCCGUCGCAAAUUCCCACGCAAACAAGUCCAGACUUUCCACCUCGCCCUCACCUUGGUGGACAAGUGGAAGUCUCCCCUCGUGAAAGGAGUCAUGCAAGGCUGGCUCUGUGAGCUCGCCAUGGGGGGUUAUGACGAUGAACAAUUCAGGCCGUAUGAGGUGUUUGUCUUGGCUGCGAAAGCGGGCAUGCCGACUCCAGCGCGCAUGGUGCUCGAAGAACUCUCCGAAUCGCCUCCCCAUACCCUGCCCACGCCAUUCAAACCCAUCACUGAUCAAUACUGGCACUACACUUUCACCCCCGAGAAUACUUGGGACUAUAACCAGUGGUCGCGCGGGGUGUGGGAAGAGAUUGGGGUCAAGUAUCUUUUUGCGAUGAAGGAGGCUUUGAAAUGCGAGGGUAGGAAGAAGAGGGGAGAGGUGUUUAUGAAGGCGUUGGAGGACGACUUUUACGAUCCCAUGGCGCCCGAGACGCCCAAGGCAACACCUCUUCGUCUCCGCUUUACACCCUCUACCGUCACCACUCCUGUUCGAGUCGCGCCUGUUUCCAGCUCCAUCAAGAGCCCCAAGAGCUCCAAGCGAAAGGAGGCAGACAAGUAUAUCAUGGAGUUUAUAGAGCAGUCGUCGUCCGUGGCCUCUGUGCCAUCAUCUGUGGCGUCAUCUGUGACAUCGUCCGAGAUAGCAGAGAAGAGCCACUCGAGUAGGAGCGAGAAGAGUGUGGCGUCUUCUUCGGAUUCGUCCAAAGUCCAGCUUCGUGGUACGUUGGUUAUCGCUAAAAAGUAA